Messenger RNA from Crotalus tigris (Tiger rattlesnake), 2043 nucleotides. It is a transcript of the gene ASB16, whose product is annotated as ankyrin repeat and SOCS box containing 16. The coding region runs from base 461 to 1837 and encodes 458 amino acids. Gene Ontology annotation, cellular component: membrane; axon initial segment; synapse. The record is from RefSeq and is a predicted model, not a curated record. Lineage: Eukaryota; Metazoa; Chordata; Lepidosauria; Squamata; Viperidae. Gene Ontology annotation, molecular function: transmembrane transporter binding. Gene Ontology annotation, biological process: neuronal action potential; negative regulation of delayed rectifier potassium channel activity; intracellular signal transduction. The transcript is spliced from 5 exons.
ACUUACGACCAGUUGGGUAGUCCUCGACUUACGACCGGUUGGGGUCGCGGCAUUAAAAAGGUUGAAAACCACGGAUCUAUGGCUAUCUACAUUAGACAUGCAAACUUUUAUUUGCUUUCUUAUUAUAUGGACUAUCAACAGUAAUUAAUUUAUUCUCAAUUUGACUGAUAUUUUGAAACAGCAUAUAAAUUGAUUUAUUACUGAUUUUCUAAUUGAACUUAAGAACUGAUGUUCCUUUUUUUGCUCAGGUUCUAAAAAGAAAGAUGACACUGCUUCUACGAUGACUACUCAAUUCUAUUUAUAACCCUGGGUAAUAAGUACGCAGAUGUGCUUGUCAGUGAGACCUUGUCAUAACAGUAGCUUUUAAAAAUUGGAAAUAAUAGCUGUUUUCCUAAACGAUUUGGGGUUGUUGAGUUGGCUACUGUGUAGAAAACGCUGAAUUCCUUUCUUACUUAGAAGAAUGUCAAAGGAAACUUUUGUAUUCACCUCUUCCACUCUGCGCUCCUUGCGGCUGCAACGAGAAAAGCUGGAGUGGGAAGAAAAGCAGAGGGCUGCAUCUCGCCAGUGGGCCAGCCAGAGAUAUCAUCCAAUUGCCAGGAGCCUCCUUUCUCUCCCCAAGCCUACCAGGCAUCUUGAAUACUGUCGGGAUCCUGCUCUUCACAAUGCCCUUUACACAGGAGACUUGCCAAGGAUCCAAAUCAUUUUUAAAGAUAAAAUCACUUCCAACUUGAUUGUGGAGACGCAGGUGGAAGUGCUAGAGUGGUCAGCUGAUCAGGGGUUGUGGGUGUUGACUGCUCAAAAGAAGCACACUUCUCCAUUGCGAAUCACAGCUGCCAGAGGCUAUCAAGACUGUGUGAAACAUCUGCUCUUGAAAGGGGCAGAGGUCAAUGCAGUUAUUGGUGGGAAAGCUGCUUUGCAUGAUAGCUGUGCCAACCACCAUGAAGAAUGCACCCGUCUGCUCCUACGCUUUGGUGCUAAUGCUAAUAUUCUUUCAGAGGAGGGGCUGGCCCCAUUGCAUUUGUGCAACACUCAGGAAACUUUGCCAUGUGCUCAACUACUACUGGAAUAUGGGGCUCUAGUGAACCAGAAAUCAAGAGAUGGUCAUGCUUCCCCAUUGCAUGUGGCUAGCAGGCAUGGUCUAGAGGAUCAUGUCAAACUCUAUCUUUGCUAUGGAGCAAAUAUUGCUCAUAGAAACCAGGAAGGAGAGACAGCUAUCAACACAGCUUGUGCCAAUGCAGAUAGACCUGAGGAGGCUGGACGCUACUACCAAGUGGUAAAGCAACUUCUGGAUGGCGGGGCCAAUGUCCAGAUUGCUGGCCGAAAGAACCAUACUCCACUGCACAAUGCCUGUAGCAACUGUCACAUUGGUAUUGUGAAGCUCCUGCUACAAUAUGGGGCAGAAGUCAAUAUUAGUAAUUGUGCUGGCAAUACUCCUAUGGACUGUGCUUUGCAAGCAGUGGAAGAUUACCUGGAUGAAGAGCCUGAAAAAGUUAUAGCCAUGUUGCUCAACCAUGGUGCUGGCUCUAUUAAUUCUAAGAUGCUAAAGUUUUGUGUGUCAUCACCUCGAUCUAUGGAAAUAAUUCUGAAUUCUUAUGACCGAAUACUGUCCUGUGAUUCCUGGGUAGGAUCUGUGCCCACUGAAAUGUGGCAAGAACAUCGAGUGUUCUAUGAUUCAGUUCUUUUCCUGGUGAAUCAGCCUCGCCCACUGCAACAUUUAGCUCGUUGUGCUAUUCGGAGACAGUUAGGGAUACGUUGCCAUAAAGGCAUCUCCCAACUGAAACUGCCUCCUUCUUUGCAUGAAUAUUUACUUCUCCCUUUAAAGGGUUAUCUGAAAUAAGAUGAUGGCAAAAUAGAGAGCAAUUAGUAAUUUAAUAUGAUUCCAUCAUCCUGUAAUGAAAUACUCUAUUGCCACUAAAAUGGUGAUUAAACUGCAAAUAGCAAACAUUUUAGCUAUGUUGAUAGACAUAAUUCUUGUACCUCCAUGUCAGUUCUUGUUCUUGGAUGAUAUGCAAGUAUAGUAAUUAAAGAUAAAUAUGACUUGGA